Molecule: messenger RNA, 1767 nt
Organism: Cyprinodon tularosa
Lineage: Eukaryota; Metazoa; Chordata; Actinopteri; Cyprinodontiformes; Cyprinodontidae
Product: gastrula zinc finger protein XlCGF52.1-like
Exons: 2
Coding region: 109-1407 (432 amino acids)
Biological process (GO): regulation of transcription by RNA polymerase II
Cellular component (GO): nucleus
Molecular function (GO): RNA polymerase II transcription regulatory region sequence-specific DNA binding; DNA-binding transcription factor activity, RNA polymerase II-specific
Source: RefSeq, a predicted model, not a curated record
CUCUGUGGACAGGAGAGGAAAUCCAGUUUGGACCAAGAGGAACCAGAACCUCUGCAGAUAAAAGAAGAACAGCAAGAACCAGAACAUCCCUGGACAAAAGAGGAAACCAUGGAGCUCCCCAUAAGUCAGGAUGAAGAGCAACUUACAAUAGAUGCAGAAGAGAAACUUUUCCCAUGUUUGACAUGUGGACAAAACUUUCUUAAAAAGGAAAAUGUAAUGGUUCACAUGGGAACUCACACAGACCGCCUGCAGGAUUAUGUUGGAAAAGAGGAGGAUUUCUCUUACCAGCAGCUCUGUGGACAGGGGAGGAAUUCCAGUUUGGACCAAGAGGAACCAGGACCUCUGCAGAUGAAAGAAGAGCAGCAAGAACCAGAACAUCCCUGGACAAAAGAGGAAACCAUGGAGCUCCCUAUAAGUGAGCAGGAACAGCAGCUUUUUCUGAUGCGGGAGACUGAUGAUACAGGAGAGAAACCUUUCCAAUGUUUGACAUGUGGAGAAAACUUUCCAAAAGAAGAACAUUUAAUGGUUCACAUGAGAACUCACACAGGUCAGGAGAUUCAUGAAUGUCCGUUCUGUGGAAAAAUGUUCAUUAAGAAAUCUAGUCUUGAUAAACACAUCAGAAUUCACACAAGUGAGAAGCCUUUUUCCUGUAACAUUUGUAACAAGAAUUUUAUUGUAAAAAGUAGUUUCACAACUCACAUGAGAAUCCACACAGGUGAGAAUCCUUUUGAAUGUCUGUCCUGUGGAAAAAGCUUCACUCACAAAUCUUAUCUUAAGAGACACAUGAGAAUUCACACCGGUGAGAAGCCUUUUUCCUGUACUAUCUGUAGCAAGAAUUUUACUGUAAAAGAUAGUUUAACUUCUCACAUGAGAAUUCACACUGGUGAGAAGCCCUUUUCCUGUACUAUUUGUAACAAGAAUUUUAUGAGAAAAAGUCGUUUGACUCCUCACAUGAGAAUUCACACGGGUGAGAAUCCUUUUGAAUGUUCGUCCUGUGGAAAAAGCUUCACUCAGAAAUCUUAUCUUGAUAGACACGUCAGAACUCACACAGCUGAGAAGCCAUUUUCAUGUACCAUCUGUAGCAAGAAUUUUACUGUAAAAGAUAGUUUGACUUCUCACAUGAGAAUUCACACAGGUGAAAAGCCUUUUGACUGUCUGUCCUGUGGAAAAAGCUUCACUCAGAAAUUUUAUCUUGAUACACACAUCAGAACUCACACAGGUGAGAAGCCUUUUUCCUGUACGAUAUGUAAGAAGAAUUUUACUCAAAAGAUUAGUUUGAUUUCUCACAUGAGAAUUCACACAGGUGAGAAACCCUUUUCCUGUACCAUUUGUAACAACAAUUUUACUCAAAAACAUCAUUUGACCAGACACAUGAGAACUCACACAGGUGAGAAGCAGGUCUCCUGAUUGAUUUGUGACAAAUGUUUUAAAGGAGAAGGUAAUUUAAUUAUUCACAUAUAAAAAAAAAAAAAAACAUUUGUUCCACAUAAGUCACAGCAAUUAGACGCCAAAGAAAUGAAAAGUAGAGGUGUUUUCCAUGUUUGAUGAAAUGUAACCUCAUUACAUAAGAAACUCACAGGCUAAUGGUCUUUUUCGAGAAACGUUUUGAGAAAGCCAAUAAUUAACAGCUCUGUUUACAUAGAAACUAGGACAGAUAAGGUGUUCCAUUGUAAACCUGGUAAAUACUCAGGGCGUAUAUGUGGAUGGGAACAUUUGAAAUGUAAUUAUGUUUGGCCUUAGUAAAUUAGAUUUAAAUGCCCUAACAAC